Cheilinus undulatus (humphead wrasse) is the source of this 2440-nucleotide messenger RNA. RefSeq names its product chromogranin B (gene chgb). The record is from RefSeq and is a predicted model, not a curated record. Lineage: Eukaryota; Metazoa; Chordata; Actinopteri; Labriformes; Labridae. Bases 95 to 2125 code for a protein of 676 amino acids. Gene Ontology annotation, cellular component: secretory granule. The transcript is spliced from 7 exons.
UUGCUCAGCGCACCUCUCUCGUGCCGCUGUAGAGUGGACGGGAGUCGGUGCUUAUCGCGCCUUUUCCCCCGGAUUUACCUUUUCUGCCGCCAAGAUGAGACUUAUAUUUGUUUUUGCUGCGGUUGUGGGUCUUUUGGCAGAAAAUCUUGCGCUUCCAGUUGUUAAAGAGGGGCAAAAAGAAGAUGUGGUUACACGUUGCCUCGUUGAAGUCCUCUCCAAAGCUCUCUCCAAACCAGACUCUCAGCUAGAUCAGGACUGCAAAGACAUCAUCCAAGCAGGAGUUAAACAUGCCCCACUGGACAAAAAAGGCGCAGAGGAGCUUAAAGGUCAACCUGAAGUGCCCAUGGCAAAAGGAGCUGACGUAAAAGACAUUGAGGCUCUUCUAAAAACAGUAGAGGAAAAAAGAGAUACACCUGAAGACGAGCGCAGCCAAGAAUCCUGGAGCUUUGGGGAUGAGAAGAAGAGACACGAUGACGAAGAGGAAGGAGAAGAAGAAACAGAGAGGGAGAAAAGGAGCGGCUGGAGGCCCGGAAGGCACCACCAGAGGAAACACAAACGAGGAGAAGAAGACGAAGGAGAGCGCAGUCAGGAGAGCUGGGGGUUGGAUAAGCGAUCAGAAGAUGAGGACCGCAGUCAGGAAUCAUGGGAUGUGGACAAAAGGCACGGCGACGAGGAUGAAGAAGAGAGAGACAAGCGCAAAUGGAAGCCCAUUCACCGCUACCACUACAGGAAGAAGCUCAUCAAACGUGGAGAUGAAGAAGAGGAUGAUGGAGAACGCAGCCAGGAAUCCUGGGGCCUGGACAAAAGGGACUGGAGGCCUGGGAGGUACCACCAGAGGAGGCACAAACGUGACGAAGAGCUCUCUGAGGAAGCCAGGGAAGAACCAGAAGAAGAGCGGAGCCAGGAAUCAUGGGGACUUGACAAAAGAGACUGGAGAGCCGGUAGAUAUCACCAGAGGAGGCACAAACGUGAUGAGGAGCUCUCUGAAGAAGCCAGGGAGGAACCAGAAGAGGAGCGCAGCCAGGAAUCAUGGGGACUUGACAAAAGAGACUGGAGAGCCGGUAGAUAUCAUCAGAGGAGGCACAAACGUGAUGAGGAGCUCUCUGAAGAAGCCAGGGAGGAACCAGAAGAGGAGCGCAGCCAGGAAUCAUGGGGACUCGACAAAAGAGACUGGAGAGCCGGUAGAUAUCACCAGAGGAGGCACAAGCGUGACGAAGAACUAGCAGAAGAGCCAAGAGAUGAGCCUGAUGAUGAACGCAGCCAGGAAUCAUGGGGUCUUGAAAAGAGGGACUGGAGGGCUGGAAGGUUCCACCAAAGGAGACACAAACGCGACGAAGAGCUUUCAGAAGAAGCCAGAGAAGAACCAGAGGAAGAGCGCAGCCAAGAGUACUGGGAUUUUGACACUGGAAGAGACAAACGAGAAUGGAGAGCCGGCAGAUACCACCAAAGGAGACACAAACGUGACGAAGAGCUGUCAGAGGAAGCCAGAGAUGAGCCAGAUGAGGAACGCAGCCAGGAAUACUGGGAUUUUGACACUGGAAGAGACAAGAGAGAGUGGAGGGCUGGCAGACACCACCAGAGGAGACACAAACGUGACGAAGAGCUGUCAGAGGAAGCCAGAGAUGAGCCAGAUGAGGAACGCAGCCAGGAAUACUGGGAUUUUGACACUGGAAGAGACAAGAGAGAAUGGAGGGCUGGCAGACACCACCAGAGGAGACACAAACGUGGGGAAGAUCACUCAGAAGAGGAGAGAGAUGAACCAGAAGGGGAACGCAGCCAGGAGUACUGGGGCUUCGACAAAAGACACGGCAAAGAGGAUGAAGACUCACAGAGGUAUUUGGCAGAGAAACGCAAUCCUUGGAUUUUCAGAGGUUACUACCAUCCUGCCUGGUACAAGAGGGAUUCUGAUGACCAUGCUGCCACCUCAAACAAGAUGAAUGAACUGGCCAAGUUGCUGAGCUAUAAAAUAAACCAGCUGUCAAACCACUCCAACCAAGAGGAGGCAAAGAGGAGCACGCAGCAGAAAGCACUCACUGCACAGGAGGAGAAAGAGCUGGAAAACCUAGCAGCAAUGGACUUAGAGCUGCAGAAAAUUGCUGCAAAGUUGCAUGACAACAGUGCAUAAGCCAGCCUCUCAGUGGAUAAACGCUGCUGUCCAACUGUAUGUCUGCCAUUUUUAUUGUGCUUACAGUGUUGAAAAAGACAAAAAAUAAGACAAAGAACCCUGGAGCCUUGCCAAAACAUUCUAUCAACCUGUUCAAACUUGUUUUUGUGAUAUUUUGAUGUCAUCAGAUUAAUCCGCAUGGGAAUGGUUUUGAUGUUUCUAUAAUUAUAUACAGUAAGAGAAUCUAUGUAAGUAUUAUAUAUCAGAUAAAUUAUUGGAAAUAUUGUCUUCUGAAGAGUUUGUUCAGUUUGCACUCAAUAAAAUAAAACAUUCUGG